Messenger RNA from Ascochyta rabiei, 885 nucleotides. RefSeq lists its product as uncharacterized. NCBI's taxonomy places the organism in Eukaryota, Fungi, Ascomycota, Dothideomycetes, Pleosporales, Didymellaceae. Bases 1 to 885 code for a protein of 294 amino acids. Gene Ontology annotation, cellular component: lipid droplet; prospore membrane; ascospore wall. The record is from RefSeq and is a predicted model, not a curated record. The transcript has 3 exons.
AUGUCUUCAGGAAAGUCAGCAAGCAGCAAGGUGUCCGACAAGGUCCAGCAGGUCGCGCAGGAGGACUUCAACCAGGCCAAAGCCCUGGCAAACGAUGCUGUUAGGUCAGGCGCCUACCUGUAUCCAUUCAAGGGCAUCGCGUACUUCUUCACGCACCGCGCGCUAUGGCGUCCUCUCGCUGCGAAGCUGAUCCCCACCAUCUCCCUCGGCCUAGGUGUCACGGUGUUCAUGUUCGUGGUGACCUACGUGCCCCAAGCUGCCGUCCUCACUGUCUUCAACGGUCCUCUUGCCUUUGUCACGACCGUGCUGCUUGUCCUCAGCGAGAGCUCCACCAUCUUCAACGUGCUAAGCAAGAACUUUCUCAUUGACGAUGCGCUCAUCGAUACCUUCGAUGGCACCCUCAUGUCGCGCGACAUGACCACGCUGGUCGCGAAGGAGCGCGCCGUCAAGUCUGGCAGCGACCCAAUCGCAAAGCUGGGCAAGCUCGCGACCAAGCCGUUCGCCAAGUUUGCACCCAGCGCCAUCAUUCGCUACUUCAUGUACCUUCCGCUGAACUUUAUCCCCAUCGUGGGUACCGUCCUGUUUGUGAUUCUACAGGGACGCAAGUUCGGACCUACUGCACACGCGCGCUACUUCCAGCUCAAGCAGAUGAACAAGCAGGAGAAGGAUCAGUUCAUCGAACGCCGCAAGGCUGCCUACGCCAGCUUUGGUGUGCCCGCCGUCCUCCUGGAGAUGGUUCCAAUCGCCGGUAUCCUCUUCUCAUUCACAAACACCGUCGGCGCAGCGCUCUGGGCUGCAGACAUGGAGCACACGGAUGCAAGCGGACAUAAGACCACCGCACCAGGUCUGCGCAACCAAGCGGCAGAUGCAAGAAAAGAGCUGUAG